Molecule: messenger RNA, 3391 nt
Organism: Corythoichthys intestinalis (scribbled pipefish)
Lineage: Eukaryota; Metazoa; Chordata; Actinopteri; Syngnathiformes; Syngnathidae
Gene: igdcc3
Product: immunoglobulin superfamily, DCC subclass, member 3
Exons: 14
Coding region: 186-2492 (768 amino acids)
Biological process (GO): cell-cell adhesion
Molecular function (GO): protein binding
Source: RefSeq, a predicted model, not a curated record
GAAGAGAAGGAGGAGGAGAGGGAUGCUGACAGAUUACUGAUAGAUGGUUGAAAUGGCGAAAGCGUGUUCGACCCCAGCGAGCCACCAAACAGUAGCCCCGUAGGUCCGAUCAUGUAGCAGGAUAUUUCUGAACCUCAUCAAUUAACUUCGCGUUGUGCAAGUGCUGGAUUAAUUGAGCUUUUUAAAUGGCAUCCAAAAGGCGCUGCCGCCUUGUUCCAUGCUUUUUGGGUAUCUUGCUAAAUGCGUGCAUAGGUGUGUUGUGUGAUGCAGAGCUCUCCUUUACCUUGGAGCCAAGUGACAUCAUCGCAGUGCAGGAACAGCCCCUUAUGCUUCAUUGCCAGGUGGACGGUACCCCCCCUAUUACCACACAAUGGAGGCACAACAGCAUGCUUUUAUCUCAGGACCAGUAUCACAUCACCUUCAAUAAUGGCUCUCUCCUCAUCGGACACUUUCUCAAGACCAAAUCUGACAACACAUCAGAUGAAGGGGACUAUGAGUGUAUAGCCCAGAACUCUUUUGGCCUGGUGGUGAGCCGUAAGGCGCGCAUCCAAGCAGCCACCAUGGCCAACUUCCAUGUCCAACCAGAGCCAGUGCAUGCUGAGGAGUCUGGUGUGGCCAGAUUCCAAUGCCAAAUCCAUGGUUUGCCAGAGCCUGUUAUCAGCUGGGAAAAAGAUGGACAACCUGUGGACACGAAGGACAAAAGGUACACUCUUCUACCUACGGGUGUUUUACAGAUUACAGGAUUGCGUGAGGAGGACAGUGGAAAUUUCUGCUGUGUGGCUCAUAACAGUGCAGGAGUGAAACACAGUACAGAGGCCCUCCUUUCUGUUUCAGGCUCCCAGUCAUCCGUUUACAAGGAACCGAUGAUCCUAGUCGGUCCGGAAAAUCUCACCCUCACUGUUCACCAGACCGCCAUUUUGGAGUGUGUUGCCACAGGAUACCCUCGCCCCAUUGUUUCGUGGAGCAGGCUAGAUGGACGCCCAAUCGGGGUGGAGGGAAUCCAAGUACUCGGCACUGGAAACUUGAUGAUUUCCGAUGUUGGCGUGCAGCACUCGGGAGUUUAUGUGUGUGCUGCUAACAAGCCAGGGACCCGUGUUCGAAGGACUGCUCAGGGACGUCUAGUGGUCCAAGCUCCUGCAGAGUUUAUUCAACCUCCCCAGUCUAUUUCUCGGCCUGUGGGAACGACUGCUAUCUUCACUUGCCAAGCCCAAGGUGAGCCCGAGCCCCAGUUGACCUGGCUGAAAAAUGGCCAGAUCCUAGAGCCUGGUGGCAACGUCAAACUCAGGAACAACAACAGCACACUGACGAUAUACAGCAUCAGUCAAGAGGACGAGGCCAUUUAUCAGUGCAUUGCUGAGAACAACGCCGGCUCCACCCAAGCCAGUGCUCGCCUUACAGUGCUCUGGGCUGAUGGUCUCCCUGGUGUGCCCACCAAUGUACAGGCCAAGGCCCUCUCACCCACCACCAUCCAGGUGUCUUGGAGGGAGCCUGAUCGAAACACACCGGACAUCAUCGGCUAUGUGCUUCACAUUCGCAGGACCCUGGACCCAGUGGAGAUGGAGUAUGAAGAGGCAGUCAGUAAGGUGACACUGCAGCAGAUCAUCCGAGAUCUUGAGCCUUCCACCAGUUACACCUUUUACGUCAAAGCCUAUACGUCAUACGGUGCCAGCAAACCAUCAGACCAUGCUACAGUGAGCACUUAUGGGGAAGUUCCAGCACCACCCUCCCUUUUCGCCAAAGUUGUGAACAGCAGUGUUGUGCAAGCAAUAUGGGAAGCUUCCACCAAGAUGGGUGAACAUCAAGGCUUCCGACUGUAUUACAGAAGAGCCCAUGCAGCAGUGUUCACUGGUCCCAUUUUCUUACCACGCAACGCUACCCGAUAUAACAUCACUCAGCUGGAUCCUUCUCUGGUUUAUGAGAUAAAUCUGCUGGCAUACAACCAACACGGAGAUGGCAAUGCCACCAUGCGCUUUGUUUCACUUCGAGAGGCAUUGGAGAAAUCUGUUCUAGAUGCGUCCUGUGACUGUGUGCAAGAUGAACACAGCAAAACAUCCACUACAGGCAUCGUAAUUGGCAUUCACAUUGGAGUCACCUGCAUCAUCUUCUGCGUUCUUUUCCUGGUUUUUAGCUACCGUGGAAGGUUGAUGAUGUGUAAGGCAGUUCAGGCCACCCCCCAGGCGGCACACAGCACAGCACUGGAAUCCGCUUCUUCCCGGGAGGGCUCUGGGCUGAAUAUACCCACUAGAAGAGAAAUGGAGGUCAAUUGUAGCACAGAAGGGAACAAAGUGGUUGACAGCAAUGAGCUGGAAAGAUUCUUCUCCCAACCCAACACACUAGACCCACGCAUGGCUGACGGGACCCUCAUGACCAACUCACCAAAUGAUACCCAACUGUCCACAAUACCAAUGGACGAAUUCACCGUGGAGCAGGGCACAGCGAUCCACUUACAAGAGUCACCUGCAACCCGAACAGCUCAACAGAACCAAGGCUAAUCAAUGUGUGAAGUGUCCACUCAGAUUCUCUCUCACUCAGGUUUUCCUUUCAGAAUAGUUUGCAUUUUGUGCAAAGAUUUAUAUCGGUAAGUUAAGAAGUUCUAGAGAGUCUAGGACUGGUUUUGGGGAAGUUGUUUUUGCUAGAUUUACCAGUUAAGUGUCAUUUGCGCUCACUGUCUGGUUGUUUAUUUUCUGGUGUUCGGCAGCACACAGAAGAGAGGCCCCAAAUGUCCUUGUUAUACAAAGAUGAUCAUUUUUGAGUUUAUAAAUAUACAUACAAUAUACUGUACUUACAUACGAAAAAUGUAUCUUGAUCAUCUCUAUGUCAAAGUGGUUAUAAGCUAUUGGUCUUAUUGCUACUUUUCUGUGGAUGUCAAAGAUGCCUGCUCAGACAUACCAACGAUUGCUGUUGCUGGAUUCUUGUUGCUCACAAAAGACCUAAGCCUUCUUCCAGGGUGUGAGUCGGUUCUGUCUCAGGACUUUGUUUUUUUUUCCGUUGUGAAUUCUGGGCCCUCAUACAGCCUACUGUAUUGGCUCGUGUGAACCUUUUAUUCAACAAAAACCUACCUCAGCCGGAAUGAAUGUGUUGUGGGAAGCAUUUACGGACUUUAUCUUCCCCUUGUGUUCACACUAACUUAACAUGCAGAGGAACUGAUGGGUCAGAAUUACAAGAUCAGGUGCCGCACUACCUCAGAUGUCAAGAGUUGUCUCUCCAUUUGUGCUUGUCAAAGCAGAAUGAAAAACGAGUAUCCAACAUAAAGCACUUCAAAAUGCUGAAGUUAAUGUUCUACCUCAAAUUAACAUUGUUAAUGUCACUGUUGUAGUUGAUCUUUGUAUGCUAAUUACAUUAUGAAAAUUUCUUAUUUCCUUUGUUUGAAGAAUUUGCUGUCUGUAUUUAC